Molecule: messenger RNA, 1698 nt
Organism: Medioppia subpectinata
Lineage: Eukaryota; Metazoa; Arthropoda; Arachnida; Sarcoptiformes; Oppiidae
Source: the annotation of a GenBank genome assembly
AUGAUUUUGACGGGAAUGUCGGGAACGGGCCGUGACGGGAAUGUCGGGAACGGGCCGGCCCAACCGAUACCAUCAGAUUUGGUGACCAAAAUGUUGGGCAAUAGAGUGGCCGUCUCUCCCAUCUGUACAAUAGAGCCGCGUCGACGCAAAUUUCAUAAACCAAUUACGCUUACAAUACCUGUUCCUCAAGCGGCCACUCGAGGAAUGAUCAAUCAGUACACGACGGACGCGCCCACCCUUCGCCUCUUAUGCAGUAUAACAGGUAGUACGAAGUCAGGCGGAACAACGAGAGCGCAAUGGGAGGACGUGACGGGCUCCACACCCCUCACGUUUGUCAACGAUUGUGUCUCAUUCACGACCACAGUUUCGGCCCGUUUUUGGCUCAUCGACUGUCGCCAAGUGAACGAAGCGACCAAAUUCGCCACCGAGUUAUACCAGGAGGCGAUUCACGUGCCCUUUAUGUCAAAGUUUGUCGUCUUUGCCAAACGCUACGACCCGUCGGAGGCACAGCUCCGGGUCUUCUGCAUGACCGACGAUAAGGAGGAGAAGACACUCGAAAAUCAGGAACACUUCACAGAAGUGGCCAAAAGCCGCGACGUGGAAGUGCUCGAGAAUAAGUCUCAGUUCUUAGAGUUUGCCGGAAAUCUGAUUCCAGUGACCAAAUCGGGCGAACAGUUGUCGCUGACGUUCCGAGCGUUUCGCGAGAAUCGCUUGCCAUUCGUUAUGCGCGUCAAAGACCCCAAUCAGGAACCGUUAGGACGGAUCGCAUUCAUGCGCGACAAUAAGCGAAUCCGUGGUUCAGAGCCCACACCGCAACCCAUUUGUAACCUAAACAUCGAAUUACCCGACAUUUGCAGAGAAGACGUUUCGCCCAAUGAUUUCGAUGGCAUCGGAAAGCAAUACGAUUCGUCUACGCCUGACCUCAAGCACAGCACCGGUAAUAUCGGUCGAGUCGACCAAAACGGGUUCGACUCACUGAAGGAAGACACGGGACGUUCGCGAACCACAUCGCGAGGCACUUCUCUCGGUCGAGAAGUCUCGAUAGAUGUGUCGUAUGACGAACAGGACAUUAUGAAGGAGGCGGAGUCCGCGGAGGAGAGUGGCAGUGAAGGCGGCGUUACUUCACUCAAAGAUCACUCGACGUCUGCGGAGCGGCGAAGUCGGCAAACGAGUACAACCAGUGAAACGGAGGAACAGAAACGCGAGUCCGAAGAGCGAGAAGUGGCCGCUCAGAAGUUCCUCGAAUUCCUCGAAGAACAGGACAGAGAGGACUCCGAAGAGAGGGCUAAGAAUAGGGGCGAAGACUCGAGUCUUCCCUCUGAGCUGUUUGUAGUGAAGGAAGAAAUGAGGGCCAAUGCGGACGAAGGCCUUAAUGUUGAUCCGAAUCGACACUUGUUGGAGAGCGAGACGUGGCAUUCAGAGCAGGACACGAGUCAGGUCUCGGUGUCAAGUUUGCCCGAAGACGAGAAGUCUGAGCCGUCGACGACCACUGUGUCGAGCACUACGACCACAAACACCGGCGACAAUAUUGCUUCCGCUUUAGUCACCACUUCUAUUGAAGACGAACCGCAUUUCGAUGCUAUUGUCGAACAAAAAGAGUGGACCGAAGAGGACGGAAACGGCGGCGUUGAGCACAUUAUAGAGCAAACGUCGACAAUAAUCACCGAUGAAAGAGACACCAAAUAUGUUAACUCUUAG